This is a messenger RNA of Myripristis murdjan (pinecone soldierfish), 3484 nucleotides long. RefSeq names its product signal transducer and activator of transcription 2 (gene stat2). Gene Ontology annotation, biological process: signal transduction; regulation of DNA-templated transcription. The transcript is spliced from 24 exons. The record is from RefSeq and is a predicted model, not a curated record. Bases 222 to 2651 code for a protein of 809 amino acids. Lineage: Eukaryota; Metazoa; Chordata; Actinopteri; Holocentriformes; Holocentridae. Gene Ontology annotation, molecular function: DNA binding; DNA-binding transcription factor activity.
UGCAGCUGGGAGGGACAAGCUCAUAUCCAAUGAAACAGAGGAUGAGGCCACAACAAGGAUGCUUUACGUCUGCACGCCGGAGUAUUGUCGGAAGUUAGUGGCUGUCUUUAAAUCGACUUCUAACAACACAGCGAAACAAAGGAGGGAUAUGCAUCUGCAUUAAAUAAUCAGCUGUCUACUGCAUUUCUGAGUGUUUUUGGAUUGGACAGUGACGUUGGAGGAUGGCUCAGUGGGAGAGGCUCAGGCAGCUGCACUCUGUGUACCAGCAACAGCUGGAUGAGCUGUAUGACAGAGACGGCUUACCUAUGGAUGUGCGGUAUUACCUGGCUGCCUGGAUAGAGAAGCAGGAGUGGGAGCGUGCCGUGCGUGAUUAUGACUUGGCCAUGGUGCUGUUCCAGGUGCUGCUGGACAAUCUGGAUACCCAGCACAGUCGUUUUGUGCAAGAGGAACAAUUCUUAUUGAAACAUAACAUCAGACGCUACAAACAAAACUUUCAGCAAAAGUACCAGGAACAGCCGUGCACCUUGGCCAGCACAAUCCUGUGGUUCCUGCAAAAAGAGAAGGAAAUCCUCGAGACUGCUGAGCUGGAUAUGCAGGUAAAGCUGUUGCAGGUGGAGCCGGAACAGAUGGAGACAGACAGCCAGAAGGACCUGGAGCGAAGGAUGGCCGGCCUAAGGAAUGAAGUUCAGUGUGUCGAGCACGCACUGACUUGCCUUGAAGAACAGCAAGACGAGUUUGAUUUUAAAUACAAAACCCACCAGAUGGAAGGUGCGACAGAAGAGGCCGCGAAAAAGGAGCAAGACCAGAACAUGAAAGUCCUGCAGAUGCUGAUCAACAGACUGGAUGAGUGCAGAAAGACCAUGCUGUCGAACCUGGGCAAGCUUCUGGAUCGUUCCGAGGAGCUGCUGAGUGUGUUGGUGAAGAAGGAGCUGCUGGAGUGGCAGAAGAGGCAGCAGAAGGCCUGCAUCGGAGCGCCAGACAACGUUUGCCUGGAUCAGCUCGAAAACUGGUUCACCUGUGUGGCAGUGUGUCUGUUCCAGGUGCGUGAAUUUCUCAGCAAGCUGCAGGAGCUGAUGGGAAAGCUGACCUACCCCAAUGAUCCCGUAAAGGCUCAGAAACCAGUUUUGCAGAGCCGAGUGGACAGCCUGCUGACAGAGUUACUCAAAAGUGCCUUUGUGGUUGAGACUCAGCCAUCCAUGCCACAGGGGAAAGGCCCCCUGGUUCUGCGCACCAACGUCCAGUUCUCUGUCAAGACCAGACUUCUCGUCAAGUUUCCUGAGUUGAAUCAUGCCAUGAGGGUGACUGUGUCCAUGUCCAGGGAGGCUCCUGUUAUCAAGGGAUAUCGGCGCUUUAAUGUCCUGGGGUCCAACAGCAAGGCCUUGAAUAUGGCAGAGAGCCAGACCGGCGGCAUGGUGGCAGACUUCAGACAUCUGACUCUGAAGGAGCAGAAGUCUGGAGGCAGCGGCAAAGGAGUGAAUGAUAUUUCUCUCAGUGUUACCGAAGAGCUGCAUAUCAUCUACUUUGACACUGUAUUUGAGAUGAAAGGCUUGUCAGUCAACUUGCAGGCCGCUUCUCUCCCGGUGGUGGUCAUCUCCAACUCCAGCCAGCAGCAGAGCGCCUGGUCCUCCAUCCUCUGGUUCAACAUGCUCAGCCAGGACCCGAAGGAUAUCACGUUCUUUGCCAACUGUCCUGCUGCCAUGUGGCCGCAGCUUGGGGAGAUGCUGAGCUGGCAGUUCCUCUCUGCCACCAAACGGGGUCUGGAACCUGAGCAGCUAGACAUGAUCGCAUAUAAACUCUUCGGAAAGCAGCAGAAUUAUGACUCCUGCAAAAUGACUUGGUCACGAUUUAGCAAGGAGAAUGUUCCUAACGCCAACUUCACGUUUUGGGUCUGGUUUGACGGCAUCUUGGUGCUUGUGAAAACCUACCUUGAAAACUUGUGGAGAGAUGGCUCCAUCAUGGGCUUUGUAAGUAAAGCCAGGGAGAAGACCCUGCUGAAGAAAAAACAGACAGGCACAUUCCUGUUGCGCUUCAGUGAAAGUGUCAGAGAUGGAGGAAUCACCUUCUCCUGGGUGGAGUACUCCCCGACUGGUGAGCCGGAUGUAAAGUCAGUCCAGCCCUUCACCAAGGUGGACCUCUCCCAGAUCCCCUUCCACGAAAUCAUCAGGAAUUUCCAGAUCUUCGAGGCGGAGAAUGUGCCAGAAAACCCUCUGCUUUACCUGUAUCCCAACACCCCCAAAGAUGAGGCUUUUGGCAAAUACUACACUGACAAGACUGGAGAUGACAGUCCAUACAUAAAGUACAUCAAAACCAAGCUGAUGUUUGUUUCAAAGGAGAACACACUGGAGGCUAAGUCACCUAUGUAUUCUGACAUGGCAGAGGGUGAAGGCCUGGAGCCAGUGAAUGGCCUGUGUGGAGAGGCAGCUGGCCUAAGUGUGGAUCUUCAUCCUCUGGAGUCGCCCAUGAGUGCUGAUCCUGAUCCCAUGCUGUCAGGCACCAUAGAAACCCCACACGAAGAUUUACUUCUGUAUUUCAAUAACACCAAUACUUUCAGUUCCACUGAAAUGUUUACCAACGAUCACACGUUCUCCGAAUUUGGUCUACAAGGACUUGCUGGCCCCUUCCUGCAGCCAUGUGGGAGCACCUACCAAUAAGCAUAUUUCUUAUUCCACAUUCUCUAAAGUGCAUCAUUUAAACUCAUCAUCAGCUUUACUCUUACUUAUGUUGCACCAUGCACAUUACAAAGUCGUAUUACUCAUAGUUAAACCAGUGGUUGACCCGAACUGUUUCCUUGAUUAUUUACAUUAUUAGUCUUCCCUGAAGUGUUGAAGCCUCUGAGAAGAAAUAGCUGUUACAGUGAAAUGCUUGAAAGACGGUUAACAAAUAAUGACACAGUAAGCACUGAAGGAUGCCUUUUGUAAUCAGGGCGGGAAUGCUGCUGUGCACUUUGAAACAUUAGAAUAUAUUUAUAAUGCCUUUCCAUUCUUGUUGGUAAAAGAGAGCAAGUCCUGUUUCAUAAGACCGCAUUGAAGACAGAAAAAAAGAGAACUGAAGGAGUUGGGCUUUUGUCCCUUUUAUUACAGCACAUAGUUGGCACCUGUGAUAGAUCCCUCUGCUUCUUGGGUGCACGUUUUCCCCUUUAGGAAUCACAUUGGCUUCUUACAAUUGGGCUUGGUGUUUUUCUGAUAGCGUGUCUUACAGUACAAUGUUUUAAAACCUUUUAAGCUAUUGGAAAAGGUUUACUUAAGUACUUUGCACUGACUACACAUAAUUUAUAGUUUUAUUGUUGACUGUGAAUCUCAUCGUAGGUUUUUAUGCUUAUAAUGCCGCCAUGUAACAUGUUGUGCUGCAUGAAAUCCCAUACAUAUAUCAUAGCAUUUCCUCCCCUCUGCAGUUCCACAGCUUUUAUAUGUUUUUAUAUCAAUCCUGUCCAGUUAGAGAGAAUUGAAAUAUUCCUGUUGGCAAUAAAGGGGAAGUGCUGAGUUGA